AGCCUCUGUCAGGUGCGUGUUCAGGUGCUGAGACGUGUCUUUCAACUUUAUUCAGCGUCAAUUAUGCAUGCAAAUAAGAUGCUUUAAGGAAAUCACGUUGGACAGGUUGAGCUUGUCAGGAUUGACUUUGCAACCACACAGAUGCUUUGUUUUACCAAGGAACUACACGCGGAAGUUUAAAACUCCUUUAACCCAUAAGAUUAAUGCUCUUUAUCAAAGUCAUCAGACUUUAUUGCCUGGCUUAGUUUUGUCCCAUUCAAAGAAAUAAACAUGAACCAUCAUAAGUUGAUGAGGUUUAUCGUCGGCUGCUUGGUGAUUGUCGCCAUGGUGAAAUUCUUCUUUAGAACCAGCUCAAGCAGUGGCACUCGGGAGAAGAGCCAAAAAAUCAUACAAGGUGGUGGUUUCUGGGCUCAACACCAUUUCCCGCCACUGAAUUCUGUGGAUAAUCAGAUUGAUCCACUAAAAAAAGAACCAUCCGAGCAAGUAAACACAGUCAACUUAAAAGUUCAGUUGGAGAAACCAGUGGACGUCCUGUCAAUCCAAGAAGAAGCACCUGAUAAUUCAGUGGCAGCUCCAUUUAAGAUUGUGCAUUUAGAUUUGAAAGGUGCCCCACCCAAAGUCAAAUAUCUUGAACAGAUCUUCCCUUUGUUUUCAUCUCUGGGCGCUAAUGGGAUAUUACUGGAAUAUGAGGAUAUGUUUCCCUAUGAGGGUGAACUUGAAAUACUCAAAUCAAGCUUUGCGUACAGUCCGGAAGAAAUAGAGGAAAUUAAGUCUCUGGCCAAACGGCACCAGCUUGAGCUGAUUCCUCUGGUGCAGGUGUUCGGACACUUGGAGUUUGUCUUAAAACACGAGAAGUAUUUCAGCUUGAGAGAAGUGGCGGAGUAUCCCAAUAGCCUAAACUCUCUGGCCCCAGGAAGCCUGGAUCUUGUGAAAGAAAUGUUAACACAGGUUAUGAGGAAGCACCCAGAAGCAAAAUGGUUCCACAUCGGUGCUGAUGAGGUACGUGGCCUGGGUGAAAGCGAAGAUUCAAAACGCUGGUUGGAAGCCAACGGUGGAGACAUGGGAAAGCUGUUUCUGAAUCAUGUGACGGCAGUAGGGCGUUUCAUGAAAGAAACGAGGCCAGAAAUCAGGCUAAUCUUGUGGGAUGACAUGUUUAGGAAACUUAACUCCAACUCUAUACAAGAAUCAGGUUUGCAAAAUCUUGCGUCCCCCAUGAUUUGGAACUACCUUCCCAACAUGGACGUGGGUGAGAUAGGUAGCCUGAUCUCCAGGUAUGAGCAGGCUGGAUUUCAAGGUGUGUGGUUUGCUAGCGCUUUUAAAGGUGCCUCUGGAAUUGACCAGAGAUGGACUCCAAUAGAUCACCACUUAAAAAACCAUCUGCAGUGGCAUGAAGUCAUUGCUUCAAUGCCGCAGUACAAGUCUAUUAGCUUCCAUGGUAUUACAGUGACUGGCUGGCAGAGGUAUGAGCAUCACACUGUGUUGUGUGAGCUGCUCCCAGUGGCCAUCCCAUCUUUGGCUGUUUGUCUUCAGACACUGAAAUAUGGUUCAUUUAAUGACCAGGCACAGAAUGAGAUACAGCGCAUCCUAGGCUGCGAAAUUCAACUUGACAUAAACGAUUGUAAAGGUGCAUCCUUUCCAGGCUCAGACAUUUAUGACAUGGUGAACAAGAUCAACAACAACCUCGAGAUUUCCAUUGAAAAGGUCAUGAAAAGCUACCACAUCAGGGGAUCAUUCAGUUCUUAUAAUCGCAAACGCAACUUUGCAAACCCUCGAAAUCUUGGAUUUUUCGAAGAUUCACUGAAAAAAUUGCUGGAUGAAUGGGAUUCCUUUUUGCUGACUUUCAGGCGAAGCAUGGAAGCUAUUUUCUACCCAGACACUUUAGAGGAGUGGUUGGAAGAGAAUGUCAAUGAGCACAUAGAAAGACUUCAUAAAAUGGUGAUUGAUGUUGAACGAAUCAUUAAACUCAAUGGACAGCCAAAAAUGGAUUCCUUGAAAAUGAGAUGAAACAAGGGAAUAGGUCAGGAAGGGUAUUCCAAAUUCCAAGAGUGGAUUGCUGCACUGGAUUUUUUUUCUCAACUCAGGGAUGUUCUAUUUUUCUUGAAGCCAUUGUUGGAAAAGAUGCAUACAUUAUUUAAAUUUGUCUUAUUCUAUAAACGCAGAUGUUCCCUAAUUACAAUAAUGUAUCUACUCCUUUAAGAAGUGGUCUUAACACACUACUCAUUGUUAGACAUGUUUCAUCUUUAUUCCAGUUUAAUUAUUUUUAAGAAUACUGUAAAUUAUUAUCCUUACUGGUACGUGAGUACAGUAACAUUGGUACAUACAGCCUUUCUGUUGUUAAUAUAUAAGGAUGGAAUGCUAUGAAGCUUCAUCUUUUAAAUUCACACCAAGUAUUUUAUACAUUUUUGUACUUUCAGGAAUAUACAAAUACUUACUUUUGUAGCUCUAAGAGCAAUCACUGAUGUCAUACAGACAACUGAGAGCCUCAGUUAAAGUUACAACACUUUUAUAGUACUGUUUCUACAUUAUCUACAGAUGUUCCAUUAACUGCAGAAGCAUUUACUACAGAACACUUUAAAACUGAAACCUGGUGGCAUUACUCUUAGUCUUGGGAGCUUAAAUUAGAUUUUCUUUAUUUCAACAUAUAGAAACUCAACAUUGUAUGCUGGAUAUGUUUUCUUUCUGUAUUUGUUUUUUGGGGUAU
This is a messenger RNA of Myxocyprinus asiaticus (Chinese sucker), 2701 nucleotides long. Its product is annotated as hexosaminidase D-like. The record is from RefSeq and is a predicted model, not a curated record. The transcript is spliced from 14 exons. Lineage: Eukaryota; Metazoa; Chordata; Actinopteri; Cypriniformes; Catostomidae. Gene Ontology annotation, molecular function: hexosaminidase activity. Bases 271 to 2004 code for a protein of 577 amino acids. Gene Ontology annotation, biological process: carbohydrate metabolic process.